CUCGCAAAAUGGGGAGAAAGGGCACCGUGACGCCUCUGGCGGAGCUUCUCCCCGUGGGCGAGCUAGCGCAGGCCAGCGAUCGCAUCCAGGGCGCCAUCCGCGAGCACGCCGACAAGCUCCAGCAGCUCCAAUCUUUCGCCGACGACAACCGCGCCAUCCACAAGCUCGUCCAGGAGCUCCCACACAAUGUCGCUUACAAUAUCAUGGUGCCGUUUGGAAAAGCAGCCUUCUUCCCCGGAAAGCUUGUUCAUACCAAUGAAAUGCUGGUUUUGCUCGGAGAAGGCUACUACGCAGAGCGAUCCGCGAAGCAAACUCUGGAACUCCUAACGAGACGAGCAAAGUUUCUCGACUCCAACAUCGAGAGCAUCAACUCACAGAUCGCUGACCUUCGAGCGGAGGCCACUUUCGCAAGCACUGCUGCCGAAGAAGCUGCUGCUGGCGUAGUGGACAUCAGAGAAGAAUACGAUGAAGAAAUCGAUGGUCCACCCCCCACUGCGGAGCAAAGUCUAGAAACCCAAGGGAAAAGGCCGCUGGGAUCUGGUGAAGAUCUCGAGCAUGAGCGCUUGAUGGCACGAUUUUCGGAAUUGGAAGCCGAAGAAGCGGCAGCAGCGGCUAAAGAAUAUGAGGAUGAGUAUGAUCAAGAUGGUUUUCUAGAUGAUGACACUCUUGCGAAAAUGGAAACACCAUCUUCUGAACCGGAAGGACCUCCUGCCAUCACAAAUCCGGGCGAUCUCGUAAACUUUGAGAUGUGGAAGCAAAAGACUUGGAACAAGACGUCUACGUCUACUCCAGAUCGUCCCGAGAAGCGAAAUCACGACAAGAAAGCGGAAAAGCGCGUCACUUUUGAUCUUCCCGAGGCCGAUAUCGUCGACACGAUGCACGAAACCGAAGGGAACAAGGCUAUGGAUCCACAGAGCCGACGAAGUUCCCAGCAUGAGCCAUCAAAGGUAUUUGGUUCUGUGAUCGAACGAACACCAGGAGGUGCUGUUCUUGAUACCAAGGUACCCGAAAGCUCCUCCAUGCCGGCAAGGCCAGUUUCAAGAUUCAAGCAAAGACAUGGUGGAUGAAAAUCUCUGCAAAGUAAGAGAGUGUAGUUGUUUUGGAUAACGCGAAGAGAGAAAAUUCCCGUA
Selaginella moellendorffii is the source of this 1130-nucleotide messenger RNA. Its product is annotated as RNA polymerase II subunit 5-mediating protein homolog. Gene Ontology annotation, biological process: negative regulation of phosphatase activity; negative regulation of transcription by RNA polymerase II. The record is from RefSeq and is a predicted model, not a curated record. The transcript has 8 exons. Bases 9 to 1067 code for a protein of 352 amino acids. Gene Ontology annotation, molecular function: phosphatase inhibitor activity; transcription corepressor activity; chromatin binding. NCBI's taxonomy places the organism in Eukaryota, Viridiplantae, Streptophyta, Lycopodiopsida, Selaginellales, Selaginellaceae.